Messenger RNA from Punica granatum (pomegranate), 2456 nucleotides. NCBI's taxonomy places the organism in Eukaryota, Viridiplantae, Streptophyta, Magnoliopsida, Myrtales, Lythraceae. The record is from RefSeq and is a predicted model, not a curated record.
AGGAGAACGAAUGGAAGGUGACAGCACAGCUUUGCUCUCUCUACUAUCUAUAUUCAUCGUCUGUUCCAUAAUAAGAAAAUUAUGGAGCUCACAGAGAUUUCUUUGGCCACAUCAUUUUUCUUCACCUUCAUCUUCUUCUUCUUUUUCGUCUUCUCAAUCUUCAUUUUUUCGUCAUUUGUAAAUUCCCCCGUCCAAAAAGUUCAUCAUUUUCGGUGAAUAUACUAUGCUUUCGUCGGUUCCGCUGUCGGAGUUUUAGGUGAGUUGUCGCAUUCAAGUUCUCCGACGAAGAGUUCGCCAUUUCCAUGACCGUUUCGAUCAGGAAUCUUCUCUCUGGGUUGGGUUCCUGAUCUGGUGACUGACUGCAAUUUUUACCAUAUGGAGCCAACGACUAUCGGUCCCCAUAUAGUAACGCUAAGGAGGAAGUCGUUAAGGAGUUGAGAGACCGGUGAAAUUGAUGGGGAACACGUGCUCGGGACCGAAUCUUGGCGGCAGUGGAUUCUUAGGAUCUGUAAGCGCCGCGAUUUGGCGGAACCGACCUCUUCAAGACCGCCUCCCUGCACCAUCGGCCGGGGAUACAAGCUCCCAGAACACCGUUAACUCAAGCUCCGAUGGAAACAAAGGCUCCAACCCGCCGCCUCCUAAUAAUCCAGCUCCUGUCCAAAGCACGCCGCCAGAACCAAUGAAAAUCCCUUCUUCUCAGGAGCCUAGAGGGGUGGCCUCUCAGGAGCCUGGAGGGGUGGCUUCUCAGGAGCCUAGAAGGGUGGUGGUAGAGCCGGAGAGGCCAGCCAAGCCAGCGGAGGAGGCGAAGCCGCAGAAACCGACCCAUAUGAAACGAAUAUCGAGCGCGGGGCUUCAGGUUGAGUCUGUGCUCGGGAGAAAAACUGGAAAUUUGAAGGAUAUCUACAGCUUGGGCCGCAAGCUUGGGCAGGGGCAGUUUGGGACAACAUUCCUGUGCAUAGAGAAGGCAACGGGGAAGGAGUUUGCCUGCAAAACGAUAGCCAAGCGUAAAUUGACGACCCAGGAGGAUGUCGAGGAUGUGAGGAGGGAGAUUCAGAUAAUGCACCACAUGGCGGGGCACCCGAAUGUGGUAUCGAUCGUGGACGCAUAUGAGGACGCCAUGGCGGUCCACUUGGUGAUGGAAUUGUGUGCGGGUGGAGAGUUGUUUGAUCGGAUUAUUCAAAGGGGCCAUUAUACAGAGAGGAAGGCGGCUGAGCUUGCAAGGGUGAUCGUGGGAGUGGUGGAAGCUUGCCACUCUCUUGGAGUGAUGCACAGGGACUUGAAACCCGAGAAUUUCCUGUUCGUAAACCAUGAGGAGGAGUCAGUGAUUAAAACGAUUGACUUCGGCCUCUCUAUGUUCUUUAGGCCAGGUGAGACAUUUACUGAUGUGGUGGGAAGCCCUUAUUAUGUGGCUCCAGAAGUAUUGAGGAAGCAUUACGGUCCCGAGUGUGACGUUUGGAGUGCAGGGGUCAUCAUUUAUAUUUUACUAAGUGGAGUGCCCCCAUUUUGGGACGAAACCGAGCAAGGAAUAUUCGAGCAGGUUUUGAAGGGAGAACUUGACUUUAUGUCAGAACCGUGGCCUAGUAUAUCUGAAAGUGCAAAGGACCUCGUCCGCAGAAUGCUUGUUAGGGACCCAAAGAAGCGGCUGAUAGCCCACGAGGUUCUUAGUCAUCCUUGGGUUCAGGUCAAUGGUGUUGCUCCAGACAAACCUCUUGAUUCUGCAGUUCUGUCUCGUCUGAAGCAAUUCUCUGCCAUGGACAAGCUCAAGAAAAUAGCCAUCAGAGUCAUGGCAGAGAUCCUCUCAGAAGAAGAAAUAGCAGGGCUAAAAGAAAUGUUCAAGAUGAUAGACACAGAUAAUAGUGGACAUAUAACUCUCGAGGAGCUGAAGAUCGGUUUGGAAAAAGUGGGCGCUAUGGUCAAGGAUUCCGAAAUCAACAAUUUAAUGAAAGCCGCGGAUAUAGACAAUAGUGGUACCAUAGACUAUGGGGAGUUCGUAGCAGCAAUGUUGCAUCUCAACAAGGUCCAGAGGGAAGAUCACUUGCAUGCAGCUUUCUCCUACUUUGACGAGGAUGGAAGCGGAUACAUCACCAAGGAUGAGCUUCAGCAGGCUUGUAAGAAGUUCGGUCUCGAAGAUAUUCAGUUGGAAGAGCUCAUGAACGAAGUCGACCAAGACAAUGACGGACGCAUAGAUUACAGCGAGUUUGUGGCGAUGAUGCAAGACAGUGGCUUCGACAAGAAAGCACAUUUAUAGCAUAACUCAAACAAAGUAGAAGCCCGUUUGUCUGUCUUGGGCUAUUCAUGCAUUUGUGCAGUGUUUGUACUAUGUUUUUAUCUCUCUCUUUUUUUAUCUUUUCUCUUUUUUUUUUUGUAUGGGGCAGUUAGGAGAGGCAAAGUUAGUUAUUUUGCUUCCAUCUUUACCCUAUUUGUUCUCUCCAUUCUUUUAGGUGAUUUUGGUCCAG